CUGUCACAGGGCAUACCUGUCAACAAGUCGUAAAUAAAACAACUUUAACUUUAUUUAUUUAUAAAUUCUAGUAGAAGUUUUAUUAGGAAGUGGUUAAAACAUGGCGAGAUUCUCUUUAAAAGAUUCAGAUGAAUAUUAUCUGUCACUCUCUGAGCAGCCGAAAAGAUUUGACGCUGAUAGUCCUGUUACAAAUGUUUUCUUUGACGACACAAAUGGGCAGGUUUUUACUGUAAGAUCAGGGGGUGUGACAGGAGUCACUGUAAAUGGAAUGGAUGAUAAAAAGUGCACUUCCUUUAGGAUGGAAGACAAAGGUCCAAUUAUAUCAAUAAAAUUCUCACCUGACCACAAAAUACUUGCAAUACAAAGAAAUCUUGAAGGUCAAAAUGCCACAGUUGAAUUUGCUAACUUCAAAGACCUAGUCCCAACGAAUGUUGAGUACUCACACACUUGCAAAUGGAAGAAUGCAAAGAUAUUAGGGUUUGUUUGGCCAAGGGUUAAUGAAAUUGCUUUCAUAACUGACCAUGGUAUAGAACUUUUGCAAGUAUUACCAGAUAAGAAACAAUUGAAGACUAUAAAGAGCACUGGUUUUAGUGGUGCGUGGUUCUCAUGGUGUGCUCAAAGCAAUAUUAUAUUGUUGGCUGGCAACAACGGUGCACUACUGCAACCAUUCUCGUUGAACAACUCCACAAUCACCAAGCUCCAGAAGCUAGAAGUGGAGUGGUCGCGGCCCGUCAUGGAGCGCGACGUGUUUGUGCUGCGGCUGUGCGGGGCCGCGUGGUGCGCCGUGUUCCGCCACGCCGCCGCCGCGCCCACGGUCUCCGGACCCACCGAGGUGUGGCUGAUGCCAAUAUCGGGCGGGGGCGGCGCCCAGCACGUACUGAAGACUGGGCUGAUGGGUCGCUUUGCCGUCAGCGUCAUCGACCACCUGCUCGUGAUACAUCAUCAGUCCAGUCAAACCUCUCAAAUUUUCGACAUAAUGGAAGAGUCGAAGCCAGAGAACAACGUGGUCAUCCACAUACCAAUAGUGCAAGGGGUGUCCAUGAAGCCAGCGAUGGUUGACGACCAACUGUGUCCUAUGUACUCCGGCAACUGGGUGGUGUUCCAGCCGGACUAUAUCAUCGACGCGCGGCUGGGCUGCCUGUGGCAGGUGCGACUGUUGCCCGCGGGGCUCGCGCACCAGGUGUUGAAAGACGAAGUACCAAAAAUUGUAGCAGUACUAUUGAGACGCAAGAACGGUAAGGACACCAUCUACAGGAUACUGAACCAGUUGGUGACGGACGCUGGGGACUACCUGGUGGAGCUUGCGAAGUCUUUUGACGAAAUCAACUCCGUUUACAGGAAGUGGGCGGAGCUGGAGGUGGCGCGCAACACGGCCGGCCAGAGCGUCGACUCGUCCAAGCUGAGCGCGCACUUCCCCGUGCUCAUCGCGCAGGCCGACGUGUGCACGCGCGUCCUGCAGGCGCACGCGGACGAUCAACACCUUGUGCAGGUGGUGACCGCCUACCUUGCAUCUCUGUCCCGGCAUGACAUGGUGGUACAACACCCAGUGGCCGAACUGUGCGUACGAACGCUUGUGACCCGCAACGCUUGCGGCAGAUUGCGCUCCCUAGUCCGUAGGGGGUGUCUCGGGGACGCCAAACCCCUGGCGUGCCAGCUGCUAAGCCUGGGUCAUAUAGACCCCGCCGCGGCACAAAUAGCCCUGGAUAUGAUGUGGCGAUUAAAAGCUUAUGGGGACGUGGUGGAGGUGCUGCUGAGCUGGGACGAGCCGCUGGGCGCGGCGGGCGCGGCGCGGCAGGCGGGCGCCGCGUGGCUGGCCAUGGCGCCGCGCAAGUUGCUGGCGGCCGCCAUGACGCACGCGCAGACCCGCGGCCGCCCCGCCGCCUUCCUGGCCGUGUACCACGCGCUGCUGGCGCGCAACGAACGCACCCGCGGCUCGCCGCACUUCCUCAAGACUGAACAAUGCGACAUUUACAUAGACUACUACAAGCAGCUGACUUCUGAAUCAUAAUGUGAAGGUCCAGGGGUCAAUAUGACGUAAGAUGACUAGGUAUUCACGUUUUGACACUUGUUAUGUAAAAAUUAACUAUAGAUAUAUAGAUAAAUUUAAUUCAAUCUGAAGAUAAAAUGUAGAUAAUGUAAUUAUUGUUGUAUAUUUACUAUGUACUAAAAUGAAUCUGUGAAAUUUGGUUUAUAUAAAAAUCACCUAAAUCGCCCAUAAGUUUUAGGCCUAAUCUUACUGACUUAGAUCAACAUUAAUUUUUUAUAACUCCAAAAGUUAGAAGUAACUAGCCACGGCUGCAACCUCCUACCAGUCCAGACCAGGGAACGACCAGGAAUCAAACCGGGACCUCCCACUUAUAACCACGGCGCUCUCUGCUGCGCUAGGGAGGGAUGCGCCAGAGAGGUCGUCUAAAGAUAGUACCUGAAAACCACCUUAAGAUUUGCAACAGCGUCACAAGGGUGACGGGGGAGCGCGAAAGCUCGCCAUUUGGACAGCCCCAGGGCUCGACUACAUCGAGGGAAAGGAGGGACGUCGACCCGAGUAUGCCUCCUGCGGAGACUCUGACCCCAGCUUGGGUUGACGUUUCGGACUUGGGAUGGUUUAGUCAGACAACGGUAUAGUCGGAACGCUUGUGACCGUGGUAACGACCCAUAUUCUCAGGUGUCUUCAGAAAUCGGGACCCUCGUCUUCACCGGCGAAGAGACACUGUGUAGGCUUCGCGUUGCGGUGCGUUACUUAAUCGGGACACAUUGUCGGUAGUUAUUGUUUGUGCUUAUGUGUAAAAGAUAGAUACUACUUUAAUAGUAAUUUUUUUAUCAUGACAACCAUAUGUAGAUAAACUUUGGCCCACAUGGCAUGUUAUAAACACAGUUUAGGAGAUAGUGUAAAGUAUUAUAGCAUUGCAUGAGGGGAGUUUACUU
Messenger RNA from Pararge aegeria (speckled wood butterfly), 2922 nucleotides. RefSeq names its product regulator of MON1-CCZ1 complex (gene Bulli). Gene Ontology annotation, molecular function: protein binding. Gene Ontology annotation, cellular component: lysosomal membrane; late endosome membrane; Mon1-Ccz1 complex. Lineage: Eukaryota; Metazoa; Arthropoda; Insecta; Lepidoptera; Nymphalidae. Bases 101 to 2008 code for a protein of 635 amino acids. The record is from RefSeq and is a predicted model, not a curated record. Gene Ontology annotation, biological process: regulation of autophagy. The transcript is spliced from 13 exons.